UAUGUAUUCUAGUAGUCGUACCCAAUUGUUGUAAUGGGCCUUCAAAGGCCUCUUGUAGUAAUGGGCCUAUUAAUUUGUAAAUAACCAAACCCGAAGUUUCGUCUCCUGAGUCAUUUCACGACUGAUGUUUUUCUUCUCCGACGCUACAAUCGGUGUCUGUUUCCGAAGUUGUUCGUUCCAUUAGAGCUUCAGAUUUCGUCGUUUGGCUGAAGAAAAUGUUCAUCAAAGUGAAAUUGCCAUGGGAUGUUACGAUUCCAGCUGAAGAUAUGGACACUGGCCUUAUGCUUCAGAGAGCUAUUGUCAUUCGUCUACUCGAAGCCUUUUCUAAAGAGAAAGCAACAAAAGAUCUUGGAUACUUGAUAACACCGACAAUUCUUGAGAACAUCGGUGAGGGUAAGAUCAAGGAACAGACCGGCGAAAUUCAGUUUCCCGUAGUUUUUAACGGAAUCUGCUUCAAGAUGUUUAAAGGAGAGAUUGUUCAUGGUGUGGUGCACAAGGUUCACAAGACUGGUGUCUUUUUGAAAUCUGGCCCUUAUGAAAUCAUUUACCUAUCACACAUGAAAAUGCCUGGUUACGAGUUCAUUCCAGGCGAGAACCCGUUUUUCAUGAAUCAGUACAUGUCCCGGAUUCAAAUCGGUGCCAGAGUUCGUUUCGUCGUGUUAGAUACCGAGUGGAGAGAGGCAGAGAAAGACUUCAUGGCUUUGGCUAGCAUCGAUGGAGACAAUCUUGGUCCGUUCUAAAAAGAUUGUAAUCUUAAUUUUCACUCUAUAUAUACAUGUUAUGUAAAAACGCUGUUCAAUGAAAAUGAUCAAUCUUUAUUCAAA
This is a messenger RNA of Arabidopsis thaliana (thale cress), 824 nucleotides long. It is a transcript of the gene NRPD7, whose product is annotated as RNA polymerase Rpb7-like, N-terminal domain-containing protein. Gene Ontology annotation, cellular component: nucleus; DNA-directed RNA polymerase complex. The transcript has 2 exons. The coding region runs from base 216 to 740 and encodes 174 amino acids. Gene Ontology annotation, biological process: DNA-templated transcription; DNA-templated transcription initiation. The record is from RefSeq and is marked reviewed. NCBI's taxonomy places the organism in Eukaryota, Viridiplantae, Streptophyta, Magnoliopsida, Brassicales, Brassicaceae.